This is a messenger RNA of Sphaeramia orbicularis (orbiculate cardinalfish), 728 nucleotides long. Its product is annotated as DNA repair protein RAD51 homolog 1-like. NCBI's taxonomy places the organism in Eukaryota, Metazoa, Chordata, Actinopteri, Kurtiformes, Apogonidae. Gene Ontology annotation, cellular component: condensed nuclear chromosome. The record is from RefSeq and is a predicted model, not a curated record. Gene Ontology annotation, biological process: DNA recombinase assembly; chromosome organization involved in meiotic cell cycle; mitotic recombination. The coding region runs from base 81 to 728 and encodes 215 amino acids. Gene Ontology annotation, molecular function: DNA strand exchange activity; single-stranded DNA binding; ATP binding. The transcript is spliced from 7 exons.
UAUUUUCCGCGCGGGAGCUUUGGUUAUCAAACAACUAAGUUUGUGGGAAACGACAGCAGAAAACUGUCCAUUUCCUAGUCAUGGCUAUGAGGAGUGAGGCCAGGGUGGAGGCGGAGGUGGUGGAGGAGGAGGAGAACUAUGGACCCCAACCUCUGAGCAGACUGGAGCAGUGUGGCAUCAGCGCCAGUGACAUUAAGAAGCUGGAGGACGCAGGUUUCCACACCAUCGAGGCCGUGGCCUACGCACCCAAAAAGGAACUGCUCAACAUCAAAGGCAUCAGUGAAGCCAAAGCCGACAAGAUCCUGGGUGAAGCUGCUAAACUGGUGCCCAUGGGCUUCACCACAGCCACAGAGUUCCACCAGAGGAGAGCAGAGAUCAUCCAGAUAUCCACCGGCUCCAAAGAACUGGACAAACUCCUGCAAGGAGGCAUCGAGACAGGUUCCAUCACUGAGAUGUUUGGAGAGUUCCGGACGGGGAAGACUCAGCUGUGUCACACACUGGCCGUCACCUGUCAGCUGCCCAUAGAUCAGGGAGGAGGUGAGGGUAAAGCCAUGUACAUCGACACCGAGGGAACCUUCAGACCAGAGAGGCUGCUGGCUGUGGCUGAGAGGUACGGCCUGGUGGGCAGUGACGUUCUGGAUAACGUGGCGUACGCUCGUGCCUUCAACACAGACCAUCAGACCCAGCUGCUGUACCAGGCGUCCGCCAUGAUGGCCGAGUCCAGGUGA